CCUCUCCCAGAAAAGCGCCACAAAGUUUUGUCACUGAGAAGAAUAAACUCAUGUAAGCCACCGGAUGACGGAUAGCUUUAAAGGCGGAUUUGUGUGGUUGCUCUCUUUUUCGCCGUAAUCGCGUUUUUUUUUUUUUUUCGUUUGGUUUGGUUUUUUUUUUAGCGACUUUAGACUGGUGGUGUUCCUUUUUUUUUUUGACGCGAAGCUCAAGUCUCCGGGAUUGCCUCUCAUCUCGAAGUUCCCAAGAUGAACCUCGAUCCGGUGACCGGGAAACUUUUUGUGUUGGUGGCAACACUCCUCACUGGGCUGGUGUGUCACGCGGCAGACCCUCCAGCAUCUCAGUGGUCCGGCGACGAGUACAGAAACCUCACCCUUCGACGACACAGAGCCUGCGUCGAGAACAAGCAGUACCUCCACCAGGGACUCUGCUGCCUCAAUUGCCAGGCCGGAACCUUCGUGCAAAAGGCCUGUGAAAGAGACCAAGAGCAAGGGACGUGUCUUCCCUGUGAGCAUGGGCAGACUUACACAGAGCACUCCAACGGGAUGAACCGCUGUCUGCCAUGUACCCACUGCCGUUUAGAUGAGAUUGAAACUGCACCCUGCACCACAACUACCGACACCAGGUGCCAGUGCAGACAGAAUACCUUCUGCGUACCAGAUCAGGCCUGUGAAGUCUGCAAACGUUGUGCCAAGUGUAAACCGGGGGAGGAGGAGGUGAGGAGGUGCACCUCCUUUUCUAACACAGUGUGUCGAAAACAGGAUCUGUCCCCUACGGAAACCUCCCCGGCCCUACUCCCUACACCCACCCCUUCCUCUCCAGCGGACAUUGUUAUUCCUAUAUGUGUUUUCCUGGCCUUAAUUCUCCUCAUUGGACUGGCUGUGUGGUGGUUCCUGAUCAGGCAGCGCUCAUUUGAAAUACCAUGUUCAAAGAGCCGUUGUGAUUCCAGUGAAAUUGUGAAGAUUCCUAUUGACGAGAGUGGAGCCACAGCCGAGGAGAGACAGAAUAAUCAGAAUGCGGGUCUGGAGGGCGAGGAGUCCCGCCCGGAGUCACGACCCCUACUGCAGGAGACCCAGGCUGGGAUGAGCAAGUCUGCUCCCCCCGAAGAUGAGGACCGAGGACUAGGGGACAGUUUGCCCAACACCACUAGUUCGUCUCAAACUAGCCUGUCGGCCCUGCCCACAGCAGCUUCCUCUGGCAACACUCCACACCAGAGCCCCAAUGCCUUCAGAGUGGCCCCUGGAGACAUGGAUGACCCUCUGCGACGUCGACUAGUGCCAUUACAAGGGUCAGAAAAAUCCCUAAAGAAGAGCUUUGAUUUGUUUGAUGAGUACCUGGACGUGCGGAUCCAUAACAAGUUCUUCAGGAUGAUUGGAGUCAGUGACAACCACAUUCGGAUUGCAGAAAACGGCGCCCCCGGUGACAAAGUGUAUGAACUGCUGAAGAGCUGGAUGCAGAGGCAGGGACUAAAAGCCGACAUCAACAACCUGUUAGACACUUUGCUUAGUAUGGACCAGCGACGCUCAGCCGAGAGCAUCGCCUCUACGGCGCUGCAGAGAGGCUACUACAAGCACGCAGACACACCCUGAAAGCUGAAGUAACAGGGGCCGCAAGUGAAGUAAACACACUUACUACAAGACAAACUAAAAGCACAUAGACACUGUCGGUAGACACUGUGUCUCACGAACAGGCUUACCUCUUCGUGGCUGACCAGCCACAUAUUCAAAAGCCAGUAGUUUUAAGAAGAAAAACACAAAAAGGGGAAGGUCGAGUCGAAUUGAUCAGUGCUCUGAGGAUGCUGACUAUCUGCCAAAUAAUGAGGUGUAAUAACGAACAUGAGGAAGAAGUUUCGUGGUCAAACCCAACAGCAUUAAAGACGACCACGGAAACGUUUUCCAAAAGAGCAGAGAAAACGUGAAGGUGUCGCCUUCCACAGGCAGAAACGGCUCCGUGCUUCUCGCUCUAAUGAAGCAGCCAAAUAUUGAAAGCUUAGAAGUCUCUGGGCGUGCGUCACUCUUCUGGUCCUCCACCCAGAUCAUGGUAAGCUACCUGGAGACAAGGAUAUACACUGGUUUGUAGGAGUGGCAUUAGCUGUGUCACUAAUACUGUGCCUGUUUGAUGCACUGACCUCUAGCACAUGUAGGAUUUAAAACUACCAUCAUGCUAUGUUUGGGGUUUUUUUUGUUGUUGUUGUUGUUGUUGUUGUUGUUUUGUAGAUUUCGGCUUCUCUGAAACCAUAUGUAACAGUCCAUGAGCAUUUUCCAGACUAAUGAUAGGAAAAUAUUGUCCAUUCAUUAUGGCAACAGUUAAUGUGCAGCCUUACUAAUGACAAACGUUACCUCUUCAAUGCCAUUUGAUAAUCUAAAUUAACUUAGGUAUCAUUUUUAUUAUGAUUUCAUUCAUUAAGUGUAGUGGUUCAAAAAAUGUCGGAUUGUUUUCAGUUUUUGUCCAUUCUUUUAUGUGUUCAUUGUUACUACUAAUACAUGACAUUGGAGAAGGAAUUUCACAAGCUAUUAGAGGCUGUUGGAACAAAUGUUGGAACAACUGUUGGUAAAAUGUUUCCACAAUCUUUUCAAGUAACUUGGAAAACUUCAAGGGUUGUUUUAUUUAUUGAUAUAUUUAUUGUAAUGAAUAAUAAUUACAUUUUAUUAUUUAUACCAUUGCCAAAAGUUACCCUGGAAAACAAGCACACUGUCUAUUUGUGUUGUGAUGAUAUUUAGCUACAGGGCAAAAUGACUGACAUCAAGUUGUUUUCAAGGUGCGGUUGACACUUGUGGUGUUUUGUUAAACUCUGCUCCUGCUCGCUGCACUAUGUUUAGCGCAACACUCGGGUCCGCACUGCCGAUUUGUCAGCGUUGCGUGUUUGCCAUUUCCUCACAAGUCGGCUCCCAUGUAGACCACGGUCAGAAACAGUGUCGAAGCUUUCUUGAUGCUCAGAGUAGAAUGCGUCGAAUCGGAGUUGAAAUGACGUCGGUCCAAGAAAAUGAGGACUGACCUGUCGAGUCCAGCGGUUGUACUGAACCGACUGCUUAAGUCAGCGGUGACUUGAGGUGCAGGUACGGAUUGUUUUGUCUUAGUUUGACUCAGACGAGAUGAAGGAAGCUUUUUCUGGAUUUAGUAAAACGAAGCUCAAAUUUAUUUCCCCACUUCUGUCCCAUGUACAUACAAACGUCCAGAGAGCGUCGAAGCCCCACAAAAUGUAUAUGUUUCUGUGUGUAUACUGUAUGCAGCUUUAUUAACAAACUAAAAUGAGUAUAGUGAGGUAUGAAUUUAUUGAAGACAAGAAACGUACAAACCAGAGUGGUUUCUGUUGAUGUUGUGACAUUUUUAAACUAGAAUUUGCCCAUUUUUCUGCAGUCUCUUGUGUAUAAAGUAAAGAGUUACAGAGUUAUAUAUUAUUGCUGAAGAGUGACGCUACAGUGCUGGCACUGCCAUCUAUUGACAGACAAUGAAAAUACAGCCUGCAUCAAUUUCUAGGGACCCUGUACACUGCUUACCCACUCAACAUUCUCACUUAAAAUUUUUAACACUUCAGUUUCUCAACUCUUAGCCUUUUUUUUCUUUUAAAAUUCCUGAAUAGGCUUCAAGUGCAUGUUCGUGAGUUUGUAUGUCCUUUUUUUUUUUUUUAUAUACAUACUGUGUUUUUACCUUUUACGUGUUUCAUUGCAAGUCCUAAACUGUUCAAUUAACUCCCCUCGUGUAAAACCUUUCUGUUCAGCAUUACCGUUAAGCCAUUUCCCCCUUAGUUAUUGUUUGCUUGACAUGGAUUUCAGAUUUUAAGUUAUGCAAAUACAACAAAGCUGUUUUUAUGUCAAUUUCAAAUAAAUGUUUUGUACAGAAA
Xiphias gladius (swordfish) is the source of this 3839-nucleotide messenger RNA. It is a transcript of the gene tnfrsfa, whose product is annotated as tumor necrosis factor receptor superfamily, member a. The coding region runs from base 247 to 1587 and encodes 446 amino acids. NCBI's taxonomy places the organism in Eukaryota, Metazoa, Chordata, Actinopteri, Istiophoriformes, Xiphiidae. Gene Ontology annotation, molecular function: protein binding. The transcript is spliced from 10 exons. Gene Ontology annotation, biological process: positive regulation of apoptotic process; TRAIL-activated apoptotic signaling pathway. The record is from RefSeq and is a predicted model, not a curated record. Gene Ontology annotation, cellular component: plasma membrane; cell surface.